This is a messenger RNA of Colletotrichum tamarilloi, 1575 nucleotides long. RefSeq lists its product as uncharacterized. The record is from RefSeq and is a predicted model, not a curated record. The transcript has a single exon. Bases 1 to 1575 code for a protein of 524 amino acids. Lineage: Eukaryota; Fungi; Ascomycota; Sordariomycetes; Glomerellales; Glomerellaceae.
AUGGUGCAAAAAGCCGUCAUCGGCGCUGCACUGGCUCAGGCCGCAAGCGCAGCUCUUUACGAUACUACAAUUCAGACAAAAUAUGGACUGAUUCAGGGCUACCCGGCCUUCAAUAGCUCUCCGGCGAAUAUGUCUCUUGAUAAUUGGGCAGAUAUCACCGUCUGGAAGGGCAUCCCCUUUGCUGCCUCUACCGCAGGCAGCAAUCGCUUCAAGGCUCCUCAACCCAUCGUCGCAUGGAACUCAACUCUCGACGCCAAGUCAUUCGGCAGUAUCUGCCCUUCUGCCGUGGGCAGUGGAACAGAUGCCUACACCGUUGGCGAAGAUUGCUUGAACCUCAACGUAUGGAGCGCAGCAAACUCGACUGAUGCCAAGUUGCCUGUUGUCAUGUGGAGCUAUCCGGCUGGUUCGACUGCAGCGAUGCCGCUUUUCGACGGAGCAGGCAUCGCCGCCAAGGGCGUUGUGUACGUCAACUACAACUACCGCACCGGGUCUUUCGGAUGGCUUGCAACGCCUGAGCUUAACCAGGAAAGACUUAGCACCGCUGGGUCGAACAGCUCCGGCAACUAUGGCAUGUUGGACCAGUUCGCCGCUUUGAAGUGGAUUCAUGAGAACAUUGCCAGCUUCGGUGGUGAUCCGGACCACAUCACAGUCAUGGGUCAGUCCGCCGGCUCGGCGGCUACUUACCAUAUGCUUAACGGCCCUCUACACGGCGUUCCUCUCCAUGGUGCCAUCAUCCAGUCUGGUGUCCGCGACCCCCACGACCCCCUGUGCACUAGCUUGGCAGAAAACUACCGGAGUCUGGACGUGAACAUGGAGACGGCGAGCAGAUACAUGGCCUCGAUGAACUGCUCUGAUAUCGCAUGCAUGCGCGCUCUUCCGAUGGAAGAUCUUGUCACCGAAUUCCUCAACUCCGAAUUCGAUUUCACGGCCACACUCGACUACUACGCCAUGCCAGACACUUACAUCAAUACUCUGGACAAGGGAAUCGCCCAGGAUGUCCCUGUCAUGACGGGCAACACGAAAGACGAGAGCGGGGCGGAAUACGGCCUCAACAUCACUCUGGCGACAUACAUCUCUGACUUGAACGAGACAUUCAGCACUUGGCAGGACAAGUUCCUCGCCGCAUACCCUGCCAACGACUCGGCCACCGCUUCGGCAGCUGAGAACUCCCAAUGGACUGACCGCUCAAAAGUAGGAACAUUCUUUUGGUCGCAGUUGUGGCAAGCCAAUGCUACGUCGUCGGUCUACAACUACAUCUGGGAUCACGCCCCACCUGGGCAGACUCGGGGCGCGUUCCACAUGAGCGAGAUCAAUUACGUUCACAACAAUCUUUACGGAACCGACUCACCAUGGACUAGCGAGGACUACGAGAUUGCCAAGAUCAUGAACAGUUACUGGGUCAAUUUAAUUAAGACUGGCGAUCCGAAUGGAGAUGGCUUGAACCAGUGGACUCCUGCGAGCAAUGCCAGUGCGACAGUAAUGGAGCUUGGUGAUGGUUUCCAAGCCCUCCCUAUCGCCAAGGACGACCAGAUUGAGUUAUUUGCUCAAUGGUUCGAUACCUUGGUUACCUACUAG